Molecule: messenger RNA, 483 nt
Organism: Trichomonas vaginalis G3
Lineage: Eukaryota; Parabasalia; Trichomonadida; Trichomonadidae
Product: 1-phosphatidylinositol-4-phosphate 5-kinase protein
Exons: 1
Coding region: 1-483 (160 amino acids)
Cellular component (GO): cytosol
Source: RefSeq, a predicted model, not a curated record
AUGCCUCCAAAACCUGCUGCUGAAGCAGCGAAACCACCGCCAAAAAAGAAUUUAAAGGGGAAAAAUCAGGGGUUAGAACUAGAUUCUACACCACCAAGUGCAGGUGAAGGCGUAUUUAUCUUUAAAGAUGGAAAUGCAAAAUAUGAAGGGCAAUGGCAAAGAUUUGAUGGUGUUAUGAAGAGACAUGGUGUUGGAAUUUAUACAGAUUGCGGAGCAACAUAUGAUGGGCAUUUUGUAGAAGAUAAAUACGAAGGAUACGGAGUUUUUACCUCUGUUGAUGGCGCAGUAUAUAAAGGAGAAUGGAAGAAUGGUUUAAUGAAUGGUCAUGGAAUAUAUAGAUGGCCUGAUAAAGCUGUAUUCGAAGGUAGUUGGGAAAAUGGAUUGAUGGAAGGACCUGGAACUUUUACAGAUACAAGCGGCCUUGUGUGGACCGGUACUUGGUCCCAUGGCGAAGCUGAAUUAGAAAAUAUCCCUUUAUCAUAA